Messenger RNA from Drosophila obscura, 1373 nucleotides. RefSeq lists its product as uncharacterized. The record is from RefSeq and is a predicted model, not a curated record. Gene Ontology annotation, molecular function: oxidoreductase activity, acting on the aldehyde or oxo group of donors, NAD or NADP as acceptor. The transcript is spliced from 2 exons. Lineage: Eukaryota; Metazoa; Arthropoda; Insecta; Diptera; Drosophilidae.
AUGUCAAGAUCCUGUUACGCCCACCGGCGUGGCGUCAAGGCUGCUUGCCACUUGAAUUUACCCUGCCUUGUACUCGUUUAAAAUUUCAACAAAAUGAAAAGUAUUAUCUUGGAGGAUCAGUUUAUCAUCCCGAAGUAUCCACUGCUGCCCGUGCCACUCAUCAAAUAUGAAACCAUACACAAUUUGGACUGCACCAGGGAUCUGAGGGUCAGUCUGCCACAAAUUAUAGUGAAAGUGAAUGAUGUUGCAGGCGGCGAUGGCCCCAAGGAGCCAACUGCUGGCACUCGCCUGUUUCAGAGCAUUGGCGUGGAAGCGGAGUCCUCGGAGCCAGAGGAAAUUAAAUACAAAUGGAGCUCGCCUCGGUUGAUGAUCCUCUGCGAGGAUGGGGACAUCAAUUGUGCCAUGCACUAUCUGCUGGAGUCCAUUCACGAUCCCUUUGCUGCCAAUGCGGUGGCCACGCUGCUGCUGCAAGAGUCCAUGCUGGAGGAGUUUACCGAACGACUGCAGGAUCACUUGGUGGAGCUGCGUCCCGAGAUAGCCAAUCAUCCGGUGUAUCUGAAAACUUUGGCCAGAGUGGAACAGCUGAAGGCCAGAACGAUUGUGUCCCCGUCGGAGCACGUUCCACGGAAUGCCUCGCCCACGAUGGUCUUUGAUUUCAGUCACAAUUACUUUGGGGAUGGACCCACUGGGGUCAUCACCCUGCACACCUUUCGCACCUUCAAGGACGCCCUCCAGGUGCAGGCGCGUGAGCCGCUGGCCUUCACUUCGGUGAGCAUUUGGAAUGAGAAACUGGGAGCCGCCUACGAGCUGGUCGCACGCCUCAAUUUCGAUAUAUUUCUGCUCAACUGCUUCUACGUCAAUCUGGAUCCCAUUGGGCUGGCGUUUGUGGGCAAUAUGAACUCAGCGAAGGUCUCCCAGGACUACCACUACGAAUCGCUGACUUUCCAGAAGAAGCGCAAGGUGAUUGUCCACCCAGCGGCUACCACCUGGGGCCAGAGGGCCAAGGAGUUGCAGCCGCCACAGCCGCGAUCUUUCAAUGUGGUUAUACUGUAGAGACCACGGCCCCCUUCCCUCGGGGGGUCACUCAACUCUGAAAAGUUUCGCUAGCUAAGUUUCCUCCGCCACCGCCCCCCCAAAAAAGAAGACGACUAAUUGAGUUUCCGGCUGCUUGGGCAGCAGCUCCAUUAGCAAUUUGAUUGCCCAAAUAAGUUUCCAGGGAAAUUCAACAGGCGGCCCGGCUCGGCUCGACUCGGCUCCCUCUUUAGGAGAAAUAAUCAAUGGAAAAUUAUCGUUGUGUGUGUCUCUUUUUGGGGGUUGGCGGUCCCUCUUUGGUGUUGUUAAAAUUAAAAAUUCCUUUUGCGAAGUAAUUUACG